This is a messenger RNA of Encephalitozoon intestinalis ATCC 50506, 3771 nucleotides long. Its product is annotated as polar tube protein 3. The coding region runs from base 1 to 3771 and encodes 1256 amino acids. Lineage: Eukaryota; Fungi; Microsporidia; Unikaryonidae. The record is from RefSeq and is a predicted model, not a curated record. The transcript has a single exon.
AUGCUACUGUUUCUACUUUGUCUCUACAACAUGGAGGUGCGGAGUGAAACCAAGGUAAGCCCUGAUGCCAUCCAUCGCAGCAAAGAAGCAAAUACAGGAAAGGGGAUGGACUAUGGAAAUAGAUCUACCCGCAACGCCCGUAUUAAGAUGAAGGUUCAUAGCCGCCACGAUGACGAUAGCAAUCGUCGUGUUCAUCGUACCCAUCAUAAGGGAGGCCAUAGGAAAUAUGGAGGAAGCAUCAAGCCUCAUAAUAAAAACCAUGAGAAGAUACUUCGGAACAUGAUCAACAGUCAUGGAAACAAUCCGGAGAACCUGUCCCAUGAAGAAAAGGAUCUUGCAAACAUGGCAGCUCACGGAAACCUCGAUGCUCUUGAUAUGCUUUACAACGACGGUUCCAUAACACCGGAUGUUGCAGAGGAUGUGGAGAGUUCUAUUCUUGGAAGCCCAAGUGCAAGGCCGGCCACUGUUGCACCGUUGGAGUCGGAGCUUGUUUCUGUGGAGACACCACCGGACUAUUCCAACCCUGAAGAAACAUAUUUCUCGGGUGGAGUGGCCACUGGAAGGACCAACAAAGAGCAGGCAGAGAUCAACGCUCUGACCUAUAACGAAAGUCCAAUAGAUGAUGAAAUUCCUGAAAAUGCAUAUUCCUCGUUGGUUCUAAUGGGGCAUUCUGUACCUGUUGCACAGGGUGUUGCAGAUGAGAUUAAAGAUGCCAAUGCCAAAAAGGCACUGAGGAAAAAGAGGGCAAAUACGAUUUCUCAGCCACUAGUGAAUCCUUCUUAUAUUCCUCAGGCUCAACUUGCUAAGAUAGUAAAUUCUAAGGAUGUUGUUUCUGAAGCAGACAGGGAUAUGCUUGUGAAGAGUGUGUAUGAGAAAUAUAUCGAAAAGGGAUCUCCUGAGGAAAAAGCAGGGUUUGAAGCCUAUCAAGCAGGAUUUUUGAUUGAUAAGUACAAUGAAGCUUUGGCAAGUGGUCUGUCUCCGGAGGUUGCAUAUGCAAAGGCCAUGAGCCUAGCAGAUCUCAAUUACCAGCAUGCAACCAGGUCUGCAGCAAUUGCCGGAGGAGGGCAAACAGCAGCACAAAGUGCAGAAGAUAGGUCUUUGAUUGAGGAGAAGAACGCAAGGGAAAUAGUAAGGACACCUAGUGGACUUCGGCCCAAGGCUCUGAAGAAGAAGGAGGAAGAGAUUAACGAGAAGAGACUUGAACGGGCACGAGACAUAAGCGAUUACCUCUCUAAGGUCCAUAUAACCGAGCCUAUUAACAGGGCGCUUCAGAAGCUCAGCCAGGCGGCGGCAUUGAAGGAAGCAGCAAGUGUUGAGGGGUUGUCGAACCCUGUUGUUCAGGAGAAGAUUCUGACAGAUGUGGCGAUUUCGAGUGCAGAAGAUCUUGCAAAGGCACAUGAGAACCUGGAGAAUGCCAAGGCACAGCUCAAGCCGAGAGGGCGAAAGACAAAUGCUCUGAACUUCCUUUCGAAGGUUUCCACCGAAAAGGCAAUUGAGGAGAUGAAUCGUAGGAACGAAGAGAUGCAAAACGAGGCUAUAAGAGUGCAGAAGGAAGCCAACGAGAACAAUGCAGUAAAGGAGGCAGAGGAGCAUCUUGCAAAAGCAGCAGAACAGGAGAUCAUCAACAAUGAGGGAAAGAGUGCAUUUACAAAGGUUUUCGAGAGCACUGGAGACAUAAUGCAGGCCGAAAAGGCACGGGAAGAGGCAGAGAAGAUAACAGAGGAGACAUUGAACCAUGAAAGAGAGGUUAGAAAGGAGGAGGUGAUGAAGAUGCUGGGGCCGAUGGGAAUGAACGACUCGAUCCAAGAGGCUGUCGAUCACAUGGCUACAGCACAUGCCGGACUUAAUGUUGUUGGAUCGAACCUUGAGGAGCUGAACAAGAAGUAUGAGGAGGAGAUGGCACACCAAUCAAACAUUGAGGCACUAAGGAAAGAGACUUCUACAUCGAACCUCAAUGUUAAGGAAAUUAUUCCUCCAACCACCAGCAGAAUUGGGAUUUCCGAUGGAAAAGUAAAACUUCCUCUGAAGGGAUUCAGUAAUGAAGAGCCAAAGUCUGAAGAGGAAGUGAUUGUACAGAGCAGACAGAAGAACAGAAGGAAUCAAGUGAGAAACAAGGUUGUUGGGACAGCUGUUGAGAGUGGAUUGAAUGUCAUUGAGAUGGAGAAUGGAGCAGUGCAUAUCUCUGAGGCAGCAAAGGCAUUGAAGGUGAACAAAGGGAAGGUUAUCUUCCCUGAAGGAACAAAGGAAUUGAUGGAGAACCAGAAACUGGACACCUCGCUACUUGAACACCAGUACAACACAGGAGAGAGACCCGAGCUCGAUAAGGGUGUUGGAUACUACGAGGCAAAUGUGGAUGGAUUUGUCCUACCUCUUCCAUCUCCUCUUGAUCCCGUUCCUCCAUCUACGAUGACUGAUGGAAAGAAGAGCUUAAACAUUGGAUCGGCAUCUGAGCUGGAUAUUGAGGAUGGAGAGCUUAUACAGACGCCAUGGAACGAAUUUGUAAAGGAAAUGAGGCCGAUGAUUAAUGGAAGGCUGGCUCACGAAAGCGAGGUUGCAGCAGCUUCUGAGAUGAAGGCCAGAGUUGAGGAAGAGAAGAAAGCAAAGAACCUAGAAGGGAUCACAACAGAGGUUUAUACAAACCCUGAUGGAAGCAAGUUUGUUGAGAUUUCCUCUCCAUAUGGAGUUCCCGAGAUAAUGACGAUGGACCAGGCAAUCGAGAGUCUUAAUAGUGUUGGGUCUUCGACUGUUGGAGCAGUCAGCGAGGAGCUUAAGAAGAAAUCCCCGGACGUUCCAUUGGACAUGGCAGUAACCGACUCGGUGAAAGGAUCUGAGGAGACUUUCAUAAGUAAUGUGCUUUCCGAGAUUCAAAAGUCAGGGAACGGAAAUGAGGUGGCCAAGAAGAAUGUAUUCAACGGAAAGAUUGAUGGAGAGAAGGCAGCAAUAGUCGACGAGUACAACAAGGAGUUGAUCAGCGAACACAUUUCAACCUCGACCAGCACUGAGUCUCAGGUCAGGAACAACAUCAUAAGUAAGGCUGAGAGCUAUGCCAAAGGGAUGAACAUUUCUACAGAAACGUUCCUCAACAUGAUUUCUCAGCUUCCAGACUCUACAAUUAAGGAAAUGAUAAGCUACAACGAAGCAUCUCCAGAAGCUCGUAAAGACAUCACAGGAACAAACUUCUAUAGCCAGAUAACUAACAUUUUACCUGACAGCAAGACCAACGUCGGGUCGAUCACCGAGAUGAUAUUCAACAACAUAUCGACGGUGACCCACCAGCCUAACACAGUUGGCGGAGAGAUACUAGAGCAGAUGAUUGUUCCCAAUCUGAAGAGCGUUGAGCAGAUUGAAACCAAGAAGACACCUACAGGAACAACUGAGAUUUCUGUAUCUGUACCAAACGACCCUAGAAAGACACAAGUUCUUGGGGAGGUCAAGUUCAAAGGAAACCCAACCGUAACUCCAACCCCAACAAAGAAUUCAACUGGAGUCCAAGCAGGAGCAUCUUCCACUCCAGGGAGGACGGGAACGGCAAGUAACACAGGGGCUGGCCAGAUUCCGGGGUCCGGGGUACCAAGCAGCCAACAAAACCCGUUGAAGCCUGAAGUUAAGGCAUCUCCGGCCACAAGCAAUACAUUUACAAGACAAGUUCAGCCCGGGCAACCCGACCAUACAAUGAAUGGGCUUUCCUAUUCGUUCCCAGGCGCUAACGUACCAACCACAGGAACCCCACAGCUUCCAGCCACAGGAUUCACAGGACAAAUAGCUCAUUAA